Messenger RNA from Epinephelus fuscoguttatus (brown-marbled grouper), 3226 nucleotides. Its product is annotated as gastrula zinc finger protein XlCGF57.1-like. Lineage: Eukaryota; Metazoa; Chordata; Actinopteri; Perciformes; Serranidae. Gene Ontology annotation, molecular function: DNA-binding transcription factor activity; RNA polymerase II cis-regulatory region sequence-specific DNA binding. The coding region runs from base 68 to 1996 and encodes 642 amino acids. The transcript is spliced from 2 exons. Gene Ontology annotation, biological process: regulation of transcription by RNA polymerase II. The record is from RefSeq and is a predicted model, not a curated record.
GGGGAACCCGGAAGUGUUGUGGCUUUUGUUUACAUCCUCCUCUUUGUUCGGUGGAAAUUCCGCCAAAAUGCCCAAAAAACGGUCGGUGAACACCGAGAACCGGGAGGACCGGGAGAACCGGAGCCUGCGGGCCGCAAUCGACGAGCAACUGGCGGCAGCGGCGGAGGAGAUCUUCUGGCUGCUGAAGGAGCGCAGACACGCGGCGGUGGAGCAGCUGAAGGAGCUGGUGACGGAGCGACUCACCGCGGCCGUGGAGCGGAUCUUUACCGUGUUCGGAGCCUGCAAAGCGGCCGAGAGAGGACCGGGGGAGCCCGCAGAGACCGGAGGGAUCGGAGGCGACAGCAGAGAGUUCUGUCUGUCCGUCGGCGUGCGGAGUCUCUCUGAAGGAGAACAUCUGAAGCAGAGCGUCUCUGUAGGCCAACUGAAGGAACCUCUGCCCAGCACUUCCUCCAGACCAGAGGACCUCUCUGAACCAGACCACCAACCAGACUCUCCUGACGAUGUGGCCGGUGAGGAAGAGGAAGAGGACGAAGAAGCAACGCCUUACUGCUGCAAAGUGUGCAAGAAGUCCUUCGACAGGAAGGGCUUCCUGAUGAAGCACGUGGAGAAACACCUGAAGGACGCUGACUGUCUCUGUGGUCUGUGCGGCGAGCAUCUGGAGUCCAGCGAUGAGCUGAGGCUGCACUUCCAGACGCACCGUGAAAGCAGCCGGACCUGCGACGUCUGUGGCAAGAAGUUCCCCUCCAUCCGCGCCCAAGAGACACACCUGAGGCUGCACACCGGCGAAAAGCCCUUCAGUUGCCACGUCUGCGGUAAAGGCUUCAACCAGAAGGGCAACAUGGUGACUCACCUGCGGAUCCACACGGCGGAGAAGCCAUUCAGGUGCACCGUCUGCCACAAAGAGUUCAGCCACGCGGGCUCUCUGGAGCGACACAUGAAGGCCCACGACGGACAGACACCAUUCAGUUGCACUGUCUGUGGGAAAGGUUUUGGCAAGAGCGCCGAGCUAAGGCGACACAUCCGGAGCCACGAGUCUGACGGCGUGCCCACCGCCAGGAACAGGCGCAGGAAACCGAGUCUUACGCCGUCUCACUGCUGUAAGGUCUGUGGAAACGCAUUCCACAACAAAGGGAACUUUGUGCGUCACGCUGAGACGCAUCUAAAUGAUCCCGACAGCUGUUGCGGCAUCUGUGGCGAGCAGGCGGAGUCCUCGGAGAGUCUGCAGCUCCACAUCCAGAGCCACAGGGAGACCAGUAGGAUUUGCGACAUUUGCGGGAUCAGCUUUAGGGACAUGGAGAUCCACAUGAGGACGCACACUGGACAGAAACCCUUCAGCUGCAAGGACUGUGGCAAAGACUUCCCCCGGAAGGGUUCCCUGGAGCGACACAUGAAGCUGCACGCCGGUGACCGGCCCUACAUCUGCGAGUUCUGCGGCAAAACCUUCAUUGAGAACACCGUCCUCAAGAGACACAUCAAGAGCCACACGGGGGGGAAGCCCAGGAUCUACUCCUGCGAUGUCUGUGGCAAGAAGUUCACCAUGAGCCAGCACCUGGAUGUCCACAAGAGGAUCCACACUGGUGAGAAACCCUAUACCUGCCGGGUCUGCGGGAAGAACUUCCGCCAGAUCGGGAACUUGGACUCCCACAUGAGGAUCCACACAGGUGAGAAGCCAUUCAUCUGCAGCCUCUGCGGGAAGCGUUUCCGCCAGAAGAUCUCACUGGAGACGCACGAGAGGUUCCACAAGAAGGAGAAGCCAUUCAGCUGCCAGCUGUGCAGCAAAGGCUUUGUCCAGAAGAUUGACCUCAAGCGACAUAUGCUAACACACACCGGCGAGAAACCCUACAGCUGCACAGUCUGUGGCAAGAGUUACCAGGAGAAACGCUCCGUGGACUCGCACAUGAAGGUCCACGCCGGAGAGCAGACUGCCAAAGACUCAGCACUGACACUUGGACUGAAACGACAGGAAGGAAUUCACGCCGACUUCAUCCAGCUGUGACAUCACAUGAAGCUUCCGGUUAGUAAACAGUGGAUAUAAAACGUCGACAACUCUCCGUUAGAACUUUGGGUUCUUGUGAUGAGAUGAAAAUUGAGUCCAGAUGUUCUUGAGGGACUUUCCUGACACUGACUCAGGCUGCGUUCACACCGGUCCUGUUUGGUGCGGUUGGUUUGCCCCCUCAGUGCGGUUUGUUUGUGCAGGUGUGAACACACCAAACCAACUGGACUGAGACCACCUAUUAAAGAAGGUCUCGACCCGGUUGUUACAAACAAACUCAGGUGCAGCUGGUUUGUGGUGAAAAUGUGUUCUGACCUGGAUCCGAACCAACAGCAGUCACAUUACACAUUGUUUGGGUUCUUCACCAUAUUGUUUACUUCCUGGAUUUUUCCCACAUGGAAAUUCUGACCAAUCAAGAGCAGAUUUCUCAUGCAGGCAUUUGAUCUGGUCCGCUUGUAAAUGCUGCCGCGAGAACACGAAUCAACUCCAGGUCUAAAAGCACCCCGAGUUGCAUCUCACAGCAGAAGUCAUAAAGAGUUUCCAGAGCAUCAUCGUUGGAAGGUAUCAUUCAGUCAUCAGAUAAAUACCAAGAACAACAGUGACAUUACUUAGAACUGGAUGUCCCCAUGUCUUCUACAUGUAAUCAUCUUCAGUGCUGUAUCGUAGGAACUGAAUCUGCCUGAGUUUCUUGAAGAUGUUUCGCCUCUCAUCCCAGAAGCUUCUUCAGUUCUGAUGGACUGGUGUGGAGCUGCAGGCUUUAAACUCUGUGUGGGUGUGAACCCUUACAGAGUCACUGAGGUCACAUGUGAGUCGUUGACCCAUUCAGCCAUCAUAUGUGUUGUUAGGGUCAGAUUGGUCUUGGUGUGAAUGGUAGUGGGGACGUCCACCUGUCCUGAGACGCUGUGGGGGCGUCUCUGCUUCCUGUUUAAAUGUCAGUAAGAUGUCAGCCAUGUGAGUUUUAGCUUCGUCACCACAGAAGAAGAAAAACAGGAAGUCACCAGCUGAUUCCUAUAACCACUAGGACCUCCUUCAGAACCCACAGAGCCUGCCUAAUGACCACCAGAAUCUCAGGACCCCUCCAAUUGACGAUGGUCAUUCUGGUUUGACGUAGACGGAUUCUUUCACGCCUCUUGAGCCAGCCCAUUAGGUUCAGACUCAUAUUUUAAGGUUUUCUUAUAUUCAGACAGAACAGGAUGUAAGGAGAUGUGUUUUACCUGCUUGACAGUUUCGACU